This is a messenger RNA of Globicephala melas (long-finned pilot whale), 1065 nucleotides long. RefSeq names its product cysteine and glycine rich protein 2 (gene CSRP2). The record is from RefSeq and is a predicted model, not a curated record. Gene Ontology annotation, biological process: actin cytoskeleton organization. Lineage: Eukaryota; Metazoa; Chordata; Mammalia; Artiodactyla; Delphinidae. Gene Ontology annotation, cellular component: cytoplasm.
ACAGGGGGCUUGAAAAGGUACCGGCGCUCCCUGCGUCCCGGCUCCCGGACUCCCGACGCGCUCUCUCCGACUGCUUCUCGCUAGUUCUGCCCGCGGUGCGUGGUCCUGCUUGCGACUCGAGUAAAUCAGAUGAGCGGGGGAGAGCAAGCCCACAGCGGGAGAGGAGGCAUAGCAUGGUGAGAAGGACAGGACUGACCAGUUGGGCCCAAAUUCACAUCCCAGCUUCAGCAGCCACUGGUUUGAUGACCUUAGGAUGCCCGUCUGGGGAGGUGGCAACAAGUGCGGGGCCUGUGGGAGGACUGUGUACCACGCAGAGGAGGUGCAGUGCGAUGGCCGGAGCUUCCACCGCUGCUGCUUCCUGUGCAUGGUUUGCAGGAAAAAUUUAGAUAGUACAACAGUGGCAAUUCACGAUGACGAGAUCUACUGCAAAUCCUGCUAUGGAAAGAAGUACGGGCCGAAAGGCUACGGGUACGGCCAGGGCGCGGGCACACUCAACAUGGACCGGGGCGAGAGGCUGGGCAUCAAGCCCGAGAGUGUUCAACCUCACAGGCCUACGACAAAUCCAAACACUUCUAAAUUUGCUCAGAAAUACGGAGGUGCUGAGAAGUGUUCCAGAUGUGGGGAUUCUGUGUACGCUGCCGAGAAGAUCAUUGGAGCUGGAAAGCCCUGGCACAAAAACUGCUUCCGAUGUGCCAAGUGUGGGAAGAGUCUUGAGUCAACGACUCUGACUGAGAAAGAAGGUGAAAUCUAUUGUAAAGGAUGCUAUGCGAAAAACUUUGGGCCCAAGGGAUUUGGCUAUGGCCAAGGGGCAGGAGCCCUUGUUCAUGCUCAGUAGAGGCGCAAACCCAGAACCCAGAUCACACACUGAGAAACUCCACAUAAUCUAGGCACAGAUAAUCUAACACUAAACUGCUGUGAAAUUCUACCAGUACUUAAGUACUGUAUGUUGCCCUGUACUUGGCUAGGCCAGCUGACUAGUAGGAAGAGAGCACUAUAUCUUUUCGCUUUAUUCAUCAGCAUUUCAAGAACCAUUUCUUUUACGUUUUAAAUAAAACUUCAGCUUAA